AUGGCGAGCUUUGCUGCUGGUUCUACCAACACUGAAGAAAAUGCAAAUGGAGAUUUUUAUGAUGUCGAGAAGAUCGAAAAGAUGCGCUACCAUCACGGUCAACUGGAGUUCUUUGUGACCUGGACGGUUGGUGGACAAACCUGGGAACCGAUUCGUUGCUUUCCAUGGGGAGUUGAACACCUCAUGAUUCAAGAAUUCAAGACUAACAACAAGAAAAGAUGGGACCAAGUCAUGAAGCAAAAAGAGAAAGCUGAAGAGAACAUGGGAAUUUGA
Caenorhabditis remanei is the source of this 273-nucleotide messenger RNA. RefSeq lists its product as uncharacterized. The coding region runs from base 1 to 273 and encodes 90 amino acids. The record is from RefSeq and is a predicted model, not a curated record. NCBI's taxonomy places the organism in Eukaryota, Metazoa, Nematoda, Chromadorea, Rhabditida, Rhabditidae. The transcript has 2 exons.